This is a messenger RNA of Brassica oleracea var. oleracea, 1785 nucleotides long. Its product is annotated as cation/H(+) antiporter 19-like. Gene Ontology annotation, biological process: regulation of pH. NCBI's taxonomy places the organism in Eukaryota, Viridiplantae, Streptophyta, Magnoliopsida, Brassicales, Brassicaceae. The record is from RefSeq and is a predicted model, not a curated record. Bases 895 to 1785 code for a protein of 296 amino acids. Gene Ontology annotation, cellular component: endomembrane system. The transcript has 3 exons.
CCUGCUUUAAGAAGAUUUUAAAUUUUCGGGUCACUAAAACCAGAAUCCGGUCUCUGAGGAGUUUGGCUACAACAGAGCUAGUCCCACCAUUGAGGUGCAAAUAAAGUUGGAGAAACUAUAGCAAAAUUCUGCGUUGAGAAAGGGAUCACAAAUUUUGAAUGUAGAUGACACGGCUAGGAACAAUGUUGACUUCUUUCUCCAGAAUGUUGUGAGUUGUUCUUACCCCUUUUAAUGCAUCUCAAGAAAUAUUGUGUAUUUCAUAUCAUCUAUCCAAUGCAUAUACAUUGAUGUAAGCGAAACUGGUUGAUGUUUAGGAAUCUUUGAAGGGGGUAAGACAUCAAAUUGCCCUUUUUCAGGAGACAUGUACAAGUGCUUGUAAAAUUAGGACAAGCUGACAUAACAGAGAUGGUGGAGUGUAGGGAGUUCAUGUCUGUGAAGGAGAGAUGCAAUGUGGUUGGAAGUUAAGUAACUGAUAGUCUAUAAAUAGAAAAGGUGCAAGGUGUAUGCUUACCCUGGAGCUGAGACGUAGCAGAAUAGAUCUUGUUUUCCUUUUCUCCUCCUGGCCAAGUCUCAUCCCUCGCUUGGCAAUGCAAUGGUUCCGUAGGGAGGGAUACUGCUUGGACCUACUGCUCUGGGACGAAGCAAGAUGUACAUUGACACCAUCUUCCCAGACAAGAGCCUGACCGUUUUAGACACUCUCGCAAACAUCGGUCUUCUGUUUUUCUUGUUUCAUUGGGGUUGCCUUAUCAAUCACUGACUUCCCUGUGCUCGCUGGUAUCCUAGCUGAGCUAAAGCUUCUAACAACCGACAUUGGACGUAUGGCUAUGUCUGCAGCCGGAGUGAACGAUAUCGCAGCUUGGAUACUCCUCGCGCUUGUGAUUGCUCUCUCGGGAGAUGACAGUUCUCCUCCUGUACCCCUCUUUGGGUUCUUCUCUCUGGAUCUGGUUUUGUGAUAUUUGCAGUUGUGGCAAUCAAACCUCUCCUUGGUUAUAUGGCUUGACGCUGUCCCCCGAAGGAGAGCCUGUGAAGGAACUCUAUGUCUGUGUCACUCUAACCUUGGUUUUAGCGGCGAGCUUUGUGACAGACACUAUUGGGAUACACGCGCUGUUCGGGGUGUGUGUUGUAGGUAUAGUGACUCCUAAAGGACCUUUCUGCAGGAUUUUGACAGAGAAGAUCUUCUACCGCUUUAUUUUGCGCGGUCUCAAAACCGAUGUAACAACGAUCAGAGGAUCACAAUCAUGGGGACUUCUAGUUCUUGUCAUAAACAUCGGCAAGGACCAGAAGGUGCUGAAUGAUCAAGCGUUUGCGAUCUUAGUCCUAAUGGCGCUGGUCACAACCUUCAUCACAACUCCGCUUCUGAUGGCGAUUUACAAGCCUGCGAGGAGAGGAGCACCGUACAAGCAUAGAACAAUCCAGAGAAAAGAUCAUGACUCCGAGCUACGGAUACUCGCUUGCUUCCACAGUACACGCAACAUCCCUACGUUGAUCAAUAUGAUCGAGUCAUCAAGAGGGACAGGACAAAGAGGACGUCUCUGCGUCUACGCUAUGCGUCUAAUGGAGCUCUCUGAACGGUCAUCAGCGAUAGCUAUGGUUCACAAAGCUCGUUUGAAUGGACUCCCGGCGUGGAACAAGGUCGAGAGAUCGACUGAUCAAAUGGUGAUCGCCUUCGAGGCUUACCAGCAUCUCCGAGCGGUAGCGGUUAGACCGAUGACGGCGAUCUCUGACCUUAGCAGCAUCCACGAGGACAUAUGCACAAGCGCGCACCUGAGACAGGAAAAUGGAUAG